AUGUACGACGACACAAUCCCCGACCUGUGUAUGUUCGGCGGGCCAAUGGACGACCUGGACGAGAAGGACCUUAACGAAGCAAUUGCCGACUCCAUCCACAUCAACCCUCGCAAUGGAACUCUGGGGCUCCCCAUCACCGGUUCCGGGAUGGACCAAAGAAAGCCCAAACUUGCCAUGAUGGUGGGUAAAUUCUGGAAACCUGGCAGUGAACUGCGUAUUGCUUUCAUGAGCGGCACACCAUGGCAACAUGACCAGGUCAAGAAGUUCGCUCCCAUCUGGACGCAGUACGCCAAUUUGAAGUUCAAAUUCGUCGACUACGAUAAAUCAUCGCCGCCAGACAUACUGAUCAACUUUGACCCAUCCAGGGGUUCUAAUUCUUACUUGGGGACCGACAGUGCUGGCGUCGCUAGACAUGGUAGGCACUCUAUGAAUCUGGGUUGGAUUAAUGAGAAGACCAGCGAGAACGCAAGGCGUUCAACUAUCCUCCACGAAUUCGGGCACGCCCUAGGUGCGGCCCACGAGCAUUCCAGUCCGCGCGCUGAGAUCAACUGGAACAAAGAAGCUGUGUAUGCAAGGUAUUCAGGCCCGCCAAACAAGUGGGACAAAGCAAAGAUCGACCAUAAUGUGCUUCGGAAGAUUCCGGACAAGUAUACCAAAGCCACCGAGUUUGAUCCCGAUUCAAUCAUGCUCUAUGCCUUCCCAGGCUCGCUGACAAUGGAUGGGAAGGGAACCGAGCGCAAACACUUCCUCUCUGCUCGGGACAAGGAGUUCAUGCGAUUCAUCUAUCCCUUCGACACCCACGAUGUGGGCAUGUUCAACACUAUAGAGGUUGCAACCGGCAACAAGUCGCAGCAGUUGUUCGUCACCACCGUUCCCUGGAACAGGAAGUAUUCCUCGCCUCCGGCAAUGGUCUGGGGGUUCAAUCAUCUGGAUAUCCCCUCUAAUCGGAAUCUCAGGAUCCAGGCCAAUAUUACUGACAAAGGUCUGGACCAUUUCAAAGCAAGGAUCGGGACAUGGAUGAACAGUGAGAUCCACUCUGCUGGAAUGACGUGGAUGGAAGUUGGCCCCGACUGCGGUUUUGUCCAUACUGGAAGUGUCUCCCUUCGCGAUAUUCCUGGCUGGCAAAGGAAACCUAGUCAGAACUCAAAGCGUGUCACCUUCUCGACACCAUUCAAACACCAGCCCAAGGUUGUCUGCUUCCUGACACUCCUGGACUUUUUCCAGGGUGAAGAUUGGCAUGUCAAGACCUACGCGACAAAUAUCGACCACACUGGCUUCACCAUCCACAUGGAUACCAGGUCGAGUGGCGUUAUGCAUGGGGUUUGUGUCAGUUGGUUUGCCUAUGAGGCUGGCCGACCGGACAUGAUUAGCGGACGCUUUUCGACAAACGACAUCCGGGUGCCGAGCCAGCACAGGCAUGAUGCGACGUCCGCUGUGAUCUUUGACAAGACCUUCUCGCGUACGCCCAAGGUCUUGUUGGCCCUGGAUGAGCUGGACUAUGCCCAGGCAAAAGACCUGCGCCUGCGAGUCAGCACAUCGAUGGUGUCAAAGGAUGGUUUUACCUGGCAUCUCCAGUCUUGGGACGAUUCAAUAAUGUACAGUGCCGGCGCGUCCUACCUUGCCUGGGCUGAGACAGAAAAGUCCAAGUCUAACUUGAAUGGAAGUGGGAUUGUGAUUGUAUAG
This is a messenger RNA of Aspergillus oryzae RIB40, 1683 nucleotides long. RefSeq lists its product as uncharacterized. The transcript has a single exon. Gene Ontology annotation, cellular component: phagocytic vesicle; cell surface; protein complex involved in cell adhesion. Gene Ontology annotation, molecular function: metallopeptidase activity; polysaccharide binding; zinc ion binding. Gene Ontology annotation, biological process: cell-cell adhesion; proteolysis. Bases 1 to 1683 code for a protein of 560 amino acids. Lineage: Eukaryota; Fungi; Ascomycota; Eurotiomycetes; Eurotiales; Aspergillaceae. The record is from RefSeq and is a predicted model, not a curated record.